AUGUCCACAGAUGGAGACGAAAUCGAUUGGGAAACUGUAGGGAAAGAUCUAAAGCGCGCUCAAACGGACUAUUUUUACCGAGGUAUUCACAAAACUGGAGUUGAUUUUGUUGCCCAUACGCUUCCUGGUGGCAAAACUUUUGACUCUGACUUCCACACAUACACAAUAAAUUGGGGUCCAGAAAGAAUUAUAUGGUCAAUCGAUGGUGUUACAGUUCGUACCUUGGAAAAAUCUUCAACCUUCGAAGAUGGUGUAUAUAAAUAUCCGAGUAGACCUUCAUAUAUUACAUUGAGUCUCUGGGAUGGUAGCGGUGGUAAUGGAACUGCUCGGUGGUCUAAUGGCCCUAUCAAUUGGGAUGAACAACCUGACAUAAUUGUAUCUUAUUUUAGGAAAAUUAAGGUUAUGUGCAAUCCUAAAUACAAUAAAGUUAUUCGCUGA
Messenger RNA from Racocetra fulgida, 438 nucleotides. The record is from the annotation of a GenBank genome assembly. Lineage: Eukaryota; Fungi; Glomeromycota; Glomeromycetes; Diversisporales; Gigasporaceae.